This is a messenger RNA of Cylicocyclus nassatus, 267 nucleotides long. The record is from the annotation of a GenBank genome assembly. NCBI's taxonomy places the organism in Eukaryota, Metazoa, Nematoda, Chromadorea, Rhabditida, Strongylidae.
AUGGAGCGGACGUCAUAUAAGUUCCGCAACAGACAAAAGCAACUAGAGAUUGGAUUUUUUUGGUAUAAAGUUCCGUCAAAGGCGACUUCCAGGUCGAAAGGAGGUGAACUAAGAUGGACUCCGGAACCUGCCAGCUACAUAAACUGCCCAAUGAAUACACAGCAACAUUAUCGGCAGCUGACAAGCAAAAGCCCAUAUUCCCUAUACUUGUGUAUCGGCCGGAAAGGCCUGAUAUUUGAGACGGUGGUCAGGUUGUCUAACGAAUAG